Centruroides sculpturatus (bark scorpion) is the source of this 1215-nucleotide messenger RNA. Its product is annotated as serine hydroxymethyltransferase-like. NCBI's taxonomy places the organism in Eukaryota, Metazoa, Arthropoda, Arachnida, Scorpiones, Buthidae. Gene Ontology annotation, biological process: L-serine catabolic process; tetrahydrofolate interconversion; folic acid metabolic process. Gene Ontology annotation, molecular function: zinc ion binding; pyridoxal phosphate binding; cobalt ion binding. The record is from RefSeq and is a predicted model, not a curated record. The coding region runs from base 1 to 1215 and encodes 404 amino acids. The transcript has a single exon. Gene Ontology annotation, cellular component: cytosol; cytoplasm.
AUGCGAAGUGAUCGCCACGGUUCGCAACCGCGCGGUAGUUUAGUCCUGAGCGGUAAGGGGUGCCAGCUGAAACUAAAAACUGACCCAGCCGUCGCGUCGAUCAUUAAGGCUGAAGAGCAACGCCAAAACGCCGAAAUCGAACUAAUCGCUUCGGAAAAUUACGUUUCCAAAGCGGUUCUCGCGGCGACAGGUAGCGUUUUAACCAACAAGUACGCCGAAGGCUACCCGGGUCGGCGUUACUACGGAGGCACCGAGCAAGCCGACCAAAUUGAACUUUUAGCAAUCCGCCGGUUGUGUCAACUUUUCAAAGUUAACUACGCCAACGUGCAACCCCACUCUGGCACCCAAGCUAACAACGCGGCUUACUUAGCGCUCAUCAAACCGGGUCAGAAAAUUCUCGGUUUAGCACUGGCUGCUGGCGGCCACCUUUCGCAUGGCUACCGGGCUAAUUUUUCCGGACUUUAUUACCAAGCUGUCAGUUACGAUGUCGAUCAGCAAGGCCGACUUGAUUACGAUCAAAUUGAAAAAAUUGCUCGUCGCGAGCGACCGGCUCUGAUCGUGGCUGGUUACUCGGCUUACCCGCGCCAGAUUGACUGGGCGCGCUUUCGCCAAAUUGCCGACCGAGUCGGGGCCUACUUAGUUGCUGAUAUUGCUCACAUCGCUGGCUUAGUGGCAACGGGUAUGCAUCCGAGUCCGGUUGGUCACGCCCACGUGAUCACCUCAACCACUCACAAGACUUUGCGCGGUGCCCGCGGCGGAGUUGUCAUGACUAACGACCCCGACUUGGCCCGCAAAAUUGACCGGGCCGUGUUUCCGUUUUUACAGGGCGGUCCGCUUAUGCACGCUAUCGCUGGUAAGGCGGUAACUUUUGGUGAAGCGCUUUUGCCGGAUUACAAACUUUACAUCCAAAGAGUGGUUGAAAACGCCCAGGCGUUAGCCAGAGCUUUGACUAAACUGGGGGCCCAAGUUGUGACCGGCGGCACCGACACCCAUCUUUUAACGGUGGACGUUAAAAAGUCCUACGGAUUAACCGGUCAACAAGCGGCCGCUCAACUGGAGGAGCACGGCAUCAUCGCCAACAAAAACAUGGUUCCUGGCGACAGUGAGCCACCGACAGUUACUUCCGGAGUUCGUCUCGGCACGCCAGCGAUGACUACGCGCGGUUUUGGUCGCACCGAGUUUGAAAAACUGGCCCAGUUGAUCGACCAAAUUUGA